CACAAUUAUCAUCCACGCUCACCACCAAGGUUAAGCACAGUGCUCCACCAAGCACGAACGCGUUAACGAAGAAUGCACAAUCGUCGUUAAAACAUCAUAAUUAAGAGACAAAAACAACGCGCACAGAUUUUGAUUUGCUAUGCAAAACACUUCGUUCUUUAAAGAAGAUCUCGCGUCCUCGGAGCUGCCACAUUUAUCAACCAAAAGUCGGUUUCUUGCUUCACUUUUUACUUUCUUAGCUGAACGAAGAGUUCCUCUGAGUUAUGAUGUGAGCAUAGCCGGUCGUCCAGUUUGCUUGUGUACUCUAUACCGAAAAGUCAGUGAAUUAGGUGGGUACGAUGAAGUUUGUAAAUCUGGAAAUGAGCAAUGGAAAAAUAUAGCACAGUCGCUUGAUCUCCCUGGGCCGAAUGUUGGAAGAAAAUUAGCCUCAAUUUACUUUCAUUACCUAAUUGCUUGGGAAUUAAAAGAUAAAUGGGAUUUGACACCACCACACGUGGACUUGCUAGAGAACUCAAACUACAGAGAUCAUAUUGUUGAUCGGAUAAAAGCUCUUGAAGAAAAACCGGUUGCGGAGGCAAAAGACGCCAUUGCGUUUACUAUUAAAGACACAAAUGAAGUGAACCCUCCAGCCGCUUCAAUGCACAAUCUGCCAUCUAUUCGAAGUUUCUACGAAAAUGACACCGAAACUUCGAAUAAUCAAAAAAAGUCGUCAACACCCUUUGACACAUUACUUCCAAACAACAUGUACUUUGCAAGCUCAACUCUACCCACUGCCCAAAUCCGAGCCUUACCCCUUCCCUCCACGUUAAAUAAGCUUACACAACCGCCGGCGGCUGCUACUCCCAAGUUAGGAAUGGGCCUUCCCGGCCCACCUCUGCUUGUCCGUGUUUCGCUAGCCAUGAAGUCCAAUUUUCCCGAUGAAGUAGAUUGGGCACUGGGGCACUUGAUCAAAAUUUCUUUUGAACGUAGUCAAGAGUUCAAAUUAAAACGUCUCCCUGGACUAGCAGAAUGUCUGAUGGAAGGUUUACGGCAACAAAUCACUCGUUUACAUUAUUAUCAACAUGAGGAUACAUACUAUGAGCAUCUCGACCGAGCACUUGCCGCUGCUCUUGUUCUUCGAAACGCGGUACUCAAUUUGGAAAAUGCUCAACACGUGGCACUUUCUUCUCAUGUUGCUGACAUAUUGGAGUUGGGUGUACGCUGUGCUUUAGAAGUGAAAUGUACAGAACUGUUACAGUACAUUUUAGAUAUUGCCGAACUCGAAGCAUCCUACAUCAGUAUCACCAGCGAAAAAAAUGAGCUUUACAAAACACUUUGCAGGCUCCUUAAAUCCCAAGAUCGGUCUAUACUAAUUGCGGCACUUCGGACCCUGGCCCGCUUGGCGUUGAAUGAUGACAACAAUCGUUUGCUGCAAGACAUUGAUGAUGAGGCGAUCGGCCGUGUAAUAAUGUUGACUGCAACCGAGGACGAGGAAGUAAUUGGUGCAACAUUGGAUUUAUUAUAUCAGUACACAACAUACAGAUCUAACACCCAAGCGUUACUAAGACGAUCAGAUGUUUGGACGCUUGUUGAACACUUAAUACGUCUUAUGCUUUUCCAAGCACAGGAACGUUAUAUGGCCAUUCACCUUCCAACUCUGAACGCGUCAAGCGAAAAUACUGGGUACGUCGGCCUACCCCUUUCCGAAUUACAGCAAUUGCUCUCUGUCCAAGAACCAGAACGGUGCAUCAGAUGGAUGCGAAUGUGUUUUGAUGCAAAUCCAAAAGACUGUGUUUUGCAGACUGACAUCUGGCAAUUGUAUUGUUCCAAUAUGGAGAAGAUACAAGGCUCUUCUCAGAUGGGAAUUAGCCCGGCUGAUUUCAUCAAGGUUUCUAGUCAUGCAUUUCCCAAUGCCCGUGCAAUGACUGUUGCUACCCCAAAGCAACCAGUAGAGUAUGUGAUUAACGGAAUUAGGCGGCGACGAGUACCACUUUCAUUACAAGGAGAGCGUUUUGAAACCUGCUUAUGGAAGCAUACAAAUGGUCCCAUUUGUGGUGCUCAACUUGCUGGUCCCUCAGCAUUAUAUGCCCACGUUCAGCAACACAUUGCUUCUAUGCCAACCGUACCGACUACUUGUCAGUGGGCAAAUUGCAAUUACAGUAGACUCCCGUCUAACGGUGUUGCUGGUAGAGCGAUUGCUGCAGGUAUAGUUGCUCACAUGCUAACUCACCUUCCUCCGCCUCCGUCAAAAGACUUAUUACCUUCUAUCUUUGGAAGGCAAACGAGUGCCACAAAAGACUUUAGAGUUCCUUUACUGCAGACGGCCGUGGACGAGCGGGGUGAUGCCACAGGAACGGCCUUAACAGCAACCCUCGUUCUUCGGAAUUUAGUUCGUUCAAAGCAGGGCCGAAUUCUGUUCACAGUGAUUGAACGUCGUGUCAUUAACAUCAGUACGGUGAACCCUUCCAUUGCUCCUUACAUCAGUGAAAUGUUGCUUGGGCAACCUUAAUGUAGUAACGAAGUAUUGAUACGGCAAAUGUUCAUUUACGGUAAGGAUCAGUAGAUUCCAAAUUUUUGUAGAAAAUCACGACGUUGUUUCCUUGCAACUAUCGUUCUAUUAUUAAAAAUACUACCGGUGUGGAUGCUACCGUUCCACAAUUCUAUCUCUUUCCAAAAAACAGCAAAUAAUAAUUUGUGAGAAUAGUUGUAAACAAGAAAUCGCUUGU
This is a messenger RNA of Schizosaccharomyces japonicus yFS275, 2705 nucleotides long. RefSeq names its product RSC complex subunit Rsc9. Bases 140 to 2488 code for a protein of 782 amino acids. Gene Ontology annotation, molecular function: DNA binding. Gene Ontology annotation, biological process: DNA-templated transcription; regulation of DNA-templated transcription. Lineage: Eukaryota; Fungi; Ascomycota; Schizosaccharomycetes; Schizosaccharomycetales; Schizosaccharomycetaceae. The record is from RefSeq and is a predicted model, not a curated record. The transcript is spliced from 4 exons. Gene Ontology annotation, cellular component: nucleus; RSC-type complex.